This is a messenger RNA of Leguminivora glycinivorella, 1305 nucleotides long. RefSeq lists its product as uncharacterized. The record is from RefSeq and is a predicted model, not a curated record. The transcript has 5 exons. NCBI's taxonomy places the organism in Eukaryota, Metazoa, Arthropoda, Insecta, Lepidoptera, Tortricidae. The coding region runs from base 662 to 1210 and encodes 182 amino acids.
UCAUGAAGCAACGCAACUUUUCAUACAAAUACGUAGGUCGCCGAGCAACUUUGUCGGCCGUGGGCGCGCACCCUGAAUAGAUAAUAUGUUGUAAAUAAAUAAAAAAAAUAUUUUUUUUAGCUCUGUCGGUGACACUGACAGCUACAAACUGCGCAGCCAUUAAAUUAAAAUGCGAGUACAAAGCUUUUGCGUGUAAAAUGUAGUCGGUGAACCAAAAUUUGGCACUAAAAAUUGGCGGAAUAUUUGAAAUGUUAAAAAAGGGGCUCACCGGCCAAUUGUCUUAAUAAAACGCGUGCCGGUUAGCCAAAUGUUGGUACAAAAAAAGACGCGUAAUUCAAUAUGCCCCUAUAUUCUGGGUCGUUGAUUCCAUCAACGUUAAGGUUUCGAAAGGCACGCGCUUUUUUCAGACCCCCCCUCGCCGAAAAAAAACUGGUUCUUGUAUACGUUACGGAACAUAUGGAUUGCAAAGGUCUGGCGGAGAAUUGGUUGACAUUUCGGAGAUUUUUGCGACCGACUUCGGAUAAAAUCGUGGUUCACAGCUGGCAACACUGGUUGAACUUGAAUCGAGUAACGGCACGAGCAUACCAGUGAGAUUUUAAGCAAUUACACAGCAAUUUUACUGUCCCAUUUCUAUCAAAAGUUAAAUUUGACCAAAUUCACCAUGUCUGAGUUAUUCAACAUCUUUGGAGACAGCCUGACGCACCAGCCAACAAAAAAUGUGGCACGCCAACCGUUAUUCAACAUCGAGAAUAUGGGCAAAACUGUCUCAAAUGGCCCAAUCAAACCCAACGAGCCAUUGAAAAAGGGCGCCGAACCGAAGAAAACUUUCCUUUGUAACAAAGGGAAAGCCUUACAAAGCACGCCUAUGCGACAGGCUUUCACGCCGCGCGCGGUCAACGUCGGAGCCCUAAUCUACAACGACGCUGACGCUAAGUCUGACGAUGCUGUAAACUUUGAAGAGUUUGAGUUCACUAGACCUGUUUACAAAUAUGACAAUUACACUAAAGACUGGCUUGACUACCUGCCCCUGCCAGAACCGGAGCUGAAGCGGCUGUCCCUGUCUCCGCAGCGCACGCCGCCGCCCAACACGCGCCGCCCCACCCUGGACUUUGACUGCUCCUACCAGGAUGAAUUCUUCACAGAUGAUUUCUCAAAUGAAAGUAUCCCAGAUCCAAAUGACAGUGACCUGGGCUUGCCGGACAUUUAUUAAGUUGAUUUAUUAUUUGAAUUAUAGUAUUAAUGUGUAUUUUAAUAAUGAUUUUUACAUUUUUGACACAGUAUUAAAUUCAUACAACAAAAUAAGAA